UUCAUAUUGCCGGUACGGGUAAUCAUGAUGAUGGGGCGGAUACGGGCGCCCGACUGUAAUUCCACCUGACAUCCGUCUAAUUACAUUCUCCGGUUACACUUCAAACUCAGAGCCAGCCAUGUGUCACUGCUUGCGCCCCUCUUCUCUUCCUUUGCUUUUUCCCGGAAGCCGGAAUUCAGCUUUUAUUUCUUCUAAUUCCAACACAAUAUAUCUACCGAUUAACUUUGGUUUCCAGAAUGGCAGCUUUUCUCUGUCAAAUACAGGAGCCAAUCGCCAAUUGGCUGCGCUUGGCUCUCAAGAAUCCCUGUUCAGUGGUGAGUUAGGGUUCAAGGACGAAGGAAGCGCGGCCACCACAAGUUUCCAAGAUUUAGAAAAAGUAUCAUCUAGGCGAGAUGGAACUGAUGCCAGUAGUUCAACGGAUUCUUCUUCGGAAUUAAAUUUCCUUGAAUUGGAGGAGGAGGAAGAGGAGAGAAAAGGAAAAUCAAGUUCCAAGGAAGAGGAUUUGGUUCCGAAGAAGAGUGAUUGGGAAAACGCGGGUUUAAAGAGAGGGAAGCAAAUGAUGAAGAGAUCAAAUAUUGUGGCGAAGCAAGUUAUUAGCGUUCAAUCCGCUCGUAGCCUGGGUUUUGUCUCGCAAUUGUGGGUGGAUACCGUCUCUUGGCUGGUACUAGUUGUAGAAGUGAGGCCCAACUUGCUUUCUGGGGAAUCAGGACGGUUUCUUCUGGAAGAUGUUAGCCAGAUUGGUGAUGUUGUGCUCGUUGAGGAUGAGAAUGUGAUGGACAAUGAAUUUAAGAUGUUUGGACUCGAAACACUGGUAGGAUACAGAGUUGUAACACCAGGUGGGCAAAACAUCGGGAAGGUGCGGGGUUAUUCAUUCAACAUUAAUUCAGGGGUUGUUCAGUCGCUUGAGUUUGAUUCUUUUGGGAUAUCCAUUAUUCCAUCAAGUUUGGUAAGUACUUAUGGAUUGCCAGUUGAGGAUGUGCUGGAAGUUGUAUCAGACACUGUUGUUGUGCAUGAAGCUGCAGCAUACCGUCUACAAAGGCUGUCAAAGGGCUUCUGGGACUCUUACAGCAGAGGAACUUUGAGAGAUGAGCUGGGUGAAUAUUCUGGUUCUAAAGGUCCUAAUAGAUCUGAUCACAGCCAGAGAAGACGAAAGCUCAGAAGAUUCAGCAGACAGAAGUUCCAAACAAAGAUGAGAAAUUCAGAAGAUGAUUGGGAACUUCCACUAGAUUAUUUAUGAUCUUCUUACUCUCGCGACCUUAAUUGUCUCUUUUACUUCUUUUCUUUUUUCUUUCUCGAUGUAAACAUGCACAAAGAAAAGAUGGAUAGACUGAGUGUUAAUACAAUUAUUUUAUUCAUAAAUAAUGUUAAUGUAUAAAAAGUUUUGUUUUAUAUCU
Messenger RNA from Carica papaya (papaya), 1394 nucleotides. RefSeq lists its product as uncharacterized. Lineage: Eukaryota; Viridiplantae; Streptophyta; Magnoliopsida; Brassicales; Caricaceae. The record is from RefSeq and is a predicted model, not a curated record.